Musa acuminata subsp. malaccensis (wild Malaysian banana) is the source of this 1799-nucleotide messenger RNA. Its product is annotated as protein JINGUBANG-like. Gene Ontology annotation, molecular function: protein binding. NCBI's taxonomy places the organism in Eukaryota, Viridiplantae, Streptophyta, Magnoliopsida, Zingiberales, Musaceae. The record is from RefSeq and is a predicted model, not a curated record.
UACAACAAAAUUAAUGAUGGCACGCUAUAUACUUCGAUCGAUAACUUUGAGGAAUAUGUAAGUAAUUUUCUGUACUACUAUGGAUAGAUGGGGGAUAGAUAUAAAGGCACGAUAUGGCCUUUGUGCUUCUUUGCUUUAUGAGCGACCUCUUUCCACCACCUUCUUCUUCGCUUCCAACGUUUUGUACUUUUGCGUCAGUAUUUGUUCUCGAUCUACAUUGAUCAUGGGAGCUAAAAAGGGAGCUCGUGCAAGUCCUCUGCGCUCCUCCAAGCUCCUCGACCUGAUACGAACUAACCCUUCCGUUGACGAGCCCCGUCCCGCCACCGGCGAAGGCGCCGCCCGCUUCUUGACGAGCACCGGGACCUUCCCUCGCAAUGUCUCCCCAUGUCACCCGGCGACUGGCUCCUCCCCAUUCCCAAAUUCCCCCUGGGUGCAACAGCUCCCUCCUGAUCUCCCCACCGCCGCCGCCAUCACCACCGGCCUCGUGGGCUCCCUUGUCUGCCAAGAAGGCCACGUAUACUCCCUCGCCGCCGCAGGCGAUCUUUUGUACGCCGGAUCCGACAGCCGGAACAUCCGUGUCUGGAAGGGCUGGCAAGAGUUCUCCAGCUUCAGGUCCAGCAGCGGCCUCGUCAAGGCCAUCGUCAUCGCCGGGAACAGAGUAUUCACCGGCCACCAGGACGGUAAGAUCCGGGUGUGGCGUACCUCUUCCAAGGACUCCUCCGUCAAUAAGCGGGUCGGCACUCUCCCCACUCUCGCGGACUUCCUCAUGAGCUCCAUCAAACCCUCCAACUACGUCGAGGCGAGGCGGCACAGGACCGCCGUGUGGCUCCGCCAUUUCGACGCCGUCUCGUGCCUCAGCCUGGAGGAAGAUGCCGGGAUACUCUACUCCGGCUCUUGGGACAAGACCGUCAAGGUGUGGCGGAUGUCAGACUCCAAGUGCCUCGAGUCGUUCAACGCGCACGACGACGCCGUCAACGCAGUGGCCGCCGGGUUCGACGGCCUGGUGUUCACGGGGUCAGCGGACGGGACGGUGAAGGCGUGGCGACGGGAGGUGGCAGCGGGGGUCAAGGUCGGAGGCGCCUUCGCCACCAGGCACGUGGCGGUGCAGACACUGCUGCGGCAAGACAGCGCCGUGACCGCGGUGGUGACGGCCGCGUGGUUCGUGUACUGCGGAUCGUCCGACGGGGUGGUGAACCACUGGCAGCGGGAAGGAAGAGGAGGAUCGCUGGCCAGCGGCGGGGCGCUGCGGGGGCACAGGAUGGCGGUUCUCUGCCUCGCGGCCGCCGGGAGCAUUGUGGCGAGCGGAUCGGCGGACAAAACGGUGCGCGUGUGGCGGAGAGACGAAAGCAGCGGGGCGCACGGUGCCGUCGCCGUUCUCUCCGGUCACGCAGGGCCAAUCAAGUGCCUGGCCGUGGAAGCGGAAGCCGAGGAGCAGGGGCAGGAAGACAGGGCGGCCGGCCGGCGGUACGUGGUAUACAGCGGGAGCCUGGACAAGUCUAUCAAGAUAUGGCGGGUGGCGGAGCGGAGGUGGUCCCCCGAGGCGGCGCGUGGAGCUCCACGGCACGUGCGGGCGAGCGCCGGCUAUCCAUCACGGCGGUCGCCCUUGCACGCGUGUGCUGGCCGCAGCCGGACAAUUCCCUGAUACCGGUGGCCACGUGUACUGCUACUCGGCACAACAGCCACAUACUAAUUACAGGAGAAAGAAGACGUUUCCCGGUUGAUCCACCCAAGACUGACUCUCCUCCAGCCUGGCCCUAUCACAGACCUCCAUAACUGGGCCCCAUCAGAAAGGUUAUGGA